GAAAAAGACCACUGUCUUUGAACAUUGAAUUCUCUUCACUCCUCUUUUUUCCUUGUUUUUUUUUCCUCCACUUAUUUUUCCUCGUUUGCUUUACCUCGUUCCUUAUCGUCUAUGCGUGUAACAGUGAAAACAGCCACCGUCACGAACGAUGAACCUGCUACAACGCUUGAUCUCAACACUGUCAAAACCACCGGUGAUGCUGAAAUGCGCACUCGUCCUCGUAUCUUCAACCUGACAGAAGCACCGACUUAUUACCCUACAGAAGAAGAGUUCACCGACCCUAUAGAGUAUAUACAACGUAUUCGCGCAGAAGGAGAGAAAUACGGUAUCGUAAAAAUUGUCCCUCCAGCUCACUAUAAGCCUGAAUUUUCUCUCAAUACGGAGGUCUUCCGAUUCAGAACUCGCAUUCAAAAACUAAAUAGCAUGGAAGGCGAAACAAGAGCCAAUGUGAAUUAUUUGGAACAACUGUACAAAUUCCAUCGUUUGGCUGGUCAUCCAGUCAACAAAAUCCCGCAAUUGGAUAAACGACCUAUCGACUUGUUCAAAUUGAAAAAAGAAGUCGCAAACCGUGGAGGAUACAAUAGUGUCGUCGCCGGAAAGAAAUGGGCAGAAAUUGGUCGAAGUCUAGGCUAUACACGAAAACAAUGCACAUCCAUGUCCAACGCUCUGAAAUCGGCCUACGUACGAGUGAUAUUACCUUACGAAGUUUGGUUAGCCAAACAUAAACAGGAGCAAGAACAAGCUUCUGGCAACAACUCUCCUUCCGUUUCACUCACAGCAAUGCGACGUGAUGAUUUUUCCGACAAUCAAUCUUCGCAAAACGGUCAAGUUUGUGAAAUCUGCCGAAAGGGAGAUCGAGAAGAAGAAAUUUUGCUUUGUGAUGGUUGUGAUCGUGGCUACCAUAUGCAUUGCAUUUCUCCACCCAUCAAUUCAAUACCAAAAUCGGAUUGGUUUUGCGUCAAAUGUCUCACGGCCGCCGGUGGGGAUUACGGUUUCGAGGAUGGCGAAGAAUAUUCUUUGCAAGCCUUCCAAAAAGUCUGUGACAAAUUCAAAACCGAAUGGUUUUCAAAAACCAAACCUGUCAGCUCUUGCCGAGAAAUAUCAGAGGAAGACUGCGAAGAUGAAUUCUGGCGCUUGGUGGAAGACCCUCACGAAACAUGCGAAGUUGAAUACGGUGCGGAUCUCCACAGCACACAACAUGGAAGUGGAUUUGCGCCAGUCGAACGGAAUCCCGCCGGAGGUUCCUCUGGUGAUCCCUGGAACCUCAAUAUGAUUCCUAUUUUACCUCGAUCGCUCUUCACCUAUAUUAAAACCGAUAUCAGUGGAAUGAUGGUACCGUGGCUGUACGUGGGCAUGUGUUUUUCCGCUUUCUGCUGGCACAAUGAAGAUCAUUACACCUAUUCCAUCAAUUACAUGCAUUGGGGCGAAACCAAGACAUGGUAUGGUGUCCCUGGAAGUGACACCGCCAAAUUCGAAGCUUCGAUGAAAAAGGCGGUCCCCGAAUUAUUCGAACAGCAACCCGAUUUACUAUUUCAACUUGUCACCAUGCUGAGCCCUGGCCGCCUUUUAAAAGAUGACGUAAAAGUCUAUGCCGUCGAUCAACGCCCAGGCCAGUUCGUCGUCACUUUUCCAAAAGCUUAUCACUCAGGUUUCAACCAUGGCUUCAAUUUUUGUGAAGCGGUUAAUUUCGCGCCUUCGGAAUGGGUAGAUUACGGUCUCGAAUGUGCGGAACGGUACAAACAAUAUCGACGCCAACCUUGUUUCUCUCACGACGAAUUGUUGAUGACGGUUGCUAUGCACGAUCAAUCAGUUGAAACGGCAACGUGGCUCAAAGAUGCCCUGGCAGAAAUGGAAAAACGAGAAAUCACGGAACGUAAUCGACUACGGAAAAAGUGUCCUCGAAUUAAGCAAAUAAUUAUGGAAAAGAAUACCGACGAUGCCGAGAAUGACCAAGACGACGAACUGCAAUGUAUCUUUUGCCAUUGUUACACCUACUUAUCACACGUCGCCUGCGAUUGUACCAGCAAAGUAUCAUGUCUUGACCAUAUCGCUGAAUUAUGCACGUGCGAGUACACAAAAAAGAGCCUCUGCAUGCGAUAUUCCGAUCAGCAAUUACAUGCGUUCGUGCAAGACGUUUUCAACAUUGCGAGUGUGCCUUCGGCAUGGAGCCAGAAACUGAAAAAGCUCAUGUGCAGCGACCCUGGCCCCAGUCUUAAAACCCUCCGUCAAUUGUUGCACGAAGGCGAAAAGGCGUCGGUUCCUGCCAGUGAAAUCGAUCCGUUACGUGAUUUUAUGCACCAAGUGAACGACUGGAUUGACGAGGCUAAUAAAUAUAUCGUUCGAAAACCACGACGACGCGAUUCGCAUGAACUGGAACCGUCGACCGAGAACUACCAAGGAACCCGGUAUCGUCGCAUGCUCGAAUUGUUGGAUCAAGCAUCGCGCAUGACGUUCAAUACUUACGAAAUUAAACUGUUGCAAAUCGCCACUCAGAAAUUGACGAAUUAUAAACAGGAAGCGGCCAAGAUACUUGCUCAUCCUUCGGCAACCGUCAGCGAUUACGAAGCGGUUUUAAACGAAGGCGUUCGAUUAAACGCAGACGUCGAAGAAAUGGCCGAACUUCAUAUUGCCAUCAAACGCCGGAAAUGGAUUGAACAAGCACCGAAAAUACUCAACGCCACCCCCAUCAAUUACGACCAAUUGAAGCAAUUACUUGACGACGCACGAACGUACAAGCUGCCACUGAAAGACGAUCCAGUUUAUCAGUCUGUGGUCGAAAAAGAACGACUCGGUCAAGAAUGGAUUCAACGUGCCGAGAAAGCACUUAAACAGCAAACUACUUUAUAUGAAAUUCGCAGUGUGCUGGAAGCCGAAGCAGGUGUACCGACGGUCCCGGCUCUCGUUAAUAGCUUACGUGCGCUACUGAAUCGCGCCAUGAGUACUGUGCAAGAUGCCGAACAUUUGAUCCAGCAUAUUCGGGCACCAUCCGCGGAAAAGAUUCUGAUGGCCGAACUUGAACGGGUGAUCAAAGCGCUGACGAUGAUUCCCGUGGAUAUGGAGGACGACACUUCCCUGCUUCAGCAAGAAUUGCACUCAAUCGAGGCUUGGCGAGGCAAAGUGAACAAAGUUUUUGCUGCGGCAUCACGGACCAAUAUUAAAUCUGUAUCGACAAUUUUGACCGAGGUGCUUGAGAGUAUCAGCAGUAUCAUUGAUGAGGAUCAGUCGUCCGAAGAUGCCUACUGUGUCUGUCGAAGGCCCGAAAGCGGUUUGAUGAUUGAAUGUGAUGUGUGCCAUGAAUGGUAUCACGGCCCCUGUGUCAAAGUAUCUCGACGAGAAGCCAAGACGCAGAACUCGUAUAUUUGUCCGAUAUGCGACGGAAGCAAGAAAACGAUUCGAUACCUGACUCGACGACCGCGACUGGAGCAGUUGGAACAGUUGAUUGAGGAGGCUCAAGCAUUGAACUUUGUGCCACCGGAAUUAGGCAGCAUACAAAAGAUCAUGGAUAAGAUGACGUACUACCAAGGAAAGACGCAAGACUUUUGUCGAUCCAAGCCGCAUUUGGGAGUCGAAGAUCUGGAAAUGAUCAAAAAGCAUCUUAGAAAAUUAGAAGGGCUUGAAAUCGAUUUGCCAGACGAAACCGAAUUCUUGCGAAGAAAAGUACGAAAUUUGUCCCCUGUCAGUUUAGCGACCCCGCCAGCUGAAACCCGGCAACCUGUCACGAACCAUGCCUCGUAUGCCUCUCAAUCCAAUACGGACGAUCGAGUCUACUGUAUUUGUCGCCGAGGAUACGAUGCGUCGGAUCCCGAAAUGCAGAUGAUUGAGUGCGAAGAUUGCAAUGAAUGGUUCCACGUCGGCUGCGUUGGACUUACAAAGACACCCUUGGACACCAUCGGUCAUUACGCGUGCCCAGCGUGUGCAAGGAAAGCGGGCGAUACCAGUCCUAGCUUCAUACCGGAUCGACCAAAAUCACAGACAUUGAUCAAGUUGACUCUGAAACCGCCAGCACCACCCAUGCACAGCCGAAAACGCAAGGAUUCCGACGACGAGGAGUACCAUGAUCAUCGCAGUCAUAGCCGGCGCUACAAGCGGAAGUCUGAGCAUGAAACGCCCAUCGCCCCUCGUCAUCCCAAUCCCCAUUCCCAUUCCCAUUCACGAAAACGGAAGCACAAUAUGGAUGUAAGUCAGCCGACAGCCGCAUAGUGGAAGGAGUGGACCCCGGGAAGAUUCGUUUGCUGACAGCCUAUUUCGUACACGAAUUCUUAGAUGAUGGCAACAGCUCCUAUGCGUCCUUCUUUUACUUCCAACCCCAACCCCAGUUCCAAUCCCACAUCUACUUCUCACUCCCAUCCUUAUUCGCCACGUUAUCGUAUCAUUGCUCCUUCUCCCAUCCCUGCUGCAUCCAGUAAUGUCUCUAUGCAUUAAUUCUAUAUCUUUAUCGACAUGUCACACUCCCCUUUUGUUUCUUUCACUAACUAAAAAUUACAUUUCAAUCAUCUCUAUCUCUCUCUGUGAAACAUUGCCACCGAGAUAUUAUUGCCCUCCCUACUCUUUGUUGUUUUUUUAUCAGUUAAUGAAAAACGUUUUAAUUAUUCUUUGGGAUGCAAAUGCAUCUCAUUAUUCCUUUCUUCAGGAUGGAAACAGAUGUGUUUGAAA
Radiomyces spectabilis is the source of this 4653-nucleotide messenger RNA. Its product is annotated as PLU-1-like protein-domain-containing protein. Gene Ontology annotation, biological process: chromatin remodeling. The transcript is spliced from 7 exons. Gene Ontology annotation, cellular component: nucleus. Lineage: Eukaryota; Fungi; Mucoromycota; Mucoromycetes; Mucorales; Radiomycetaceae. Gene Ontology annotation, molecular function: DNA binding; histone demethylase activity. The coding region runs from base 112 to 4200 and encodes 1362 amino acids. The record is from RefSeq and is a predicted model, not a curated record.